Molecule: messenger RNA, 3895 nt
Organism: Racocetra fulgida
Lineage: Eukaryota; Fungi; Glomeromycota; Glomeromycetes; Diversisporales; Gigasporaceae
Source: the annotation of a GenBank genome assembly
AUGGAAGACGACCUUCUAGAAGCCUUUACAGAGAUUGUAAUAGGCAACAAAUCUACCUCUUUACUCGGUCCCGUCUUCGAAAAGCUUCAAAAUGGCGAGCAGGAACCCGAGGCUCUUGCUCAGUGCGUUCUUGAUGUUAUAUGGUACAUUGACAGUACCAUUAUUGACGGUGCAAGCGACAAAGCGACUGAAAACGAUUGUCGUCGAAAUCUUAUUAACAUUGUCAAAUAUCUUCACGCAAAUAAUAUCGUCGACACCAAAAGCAUGAAGACGAAAUUAGAUAUUUCCCUCUUAGAAAGUGCCGGUGUAGUAGAAGAGAAAACUUUUGGCCGACGCUGCGUGAGAAUUAACACGGCAAUGUUGUAUAAACAGCAAAAGUAUAAUCUCGCCCGUGAAGAAUCCGAAGGAUACGCAAAAUUAAUAUGUGAAUUAACUAUGGAUUCUGAAGAUAACCCUCAUCAGCAUGAGAUUGGCCUUGCGUGUGCUCUUAUUGAAAUAGGCGAUUUUUACCAUGUACGUUAUGUAUUAUAUCAUCUCCCCGAGAUCGAAGAAUCCAUAGCCAGUUGCUUACGUCAGAUGAUCAAUGUAGCAAUUUAUGAUAUUUACGCACCAAUCGCUCCUCGUUUAGUAAAACGUCUCCAAUCUCCGUCCUUUUUCGGUUCUUGGUACAAACGUUGGCGAGAAGGAAUACCUAUCAUUCAUUCUUUCUCAGAUUUAAUUGAGGGACAAGGACGAUUAUUGUUACUUUUUAUUGGACCAUGGCUUGCUAGAGACCUUAUAUUAUUUACAAAAAUUAUGCGUAUCGCAUAUCACCAUCUAGAGGAAUCGAGAAAUUCUUCGGAUUUUGAAACAGUCAAAAAUAAAUGGCUAGAUAUUGUUCGAUCAACAAUUAUGCCUAGCAUAGCCAUGCCGGAUACUACUUGUGGUGUUAUAGAUGAGUUAUGGAACAUUCUUAAAUUGUUCCCAUAUAAAUUAAGAUUUAAUAUUUAUGCUGAAUGGAAAUUGGCUUAUGACGUCCACAAGCCAUUAAAAGAUCAACAUAAGAAGGUUAGCCAUGAGACAAAAAAAAUUUUAAAAAGAAUUACUGAAGAAAAUUGCCGUGAAAAAGGUCGUGAGCUUGCAAAAAUUUCUCAUGCAAAUCCGACAAUUGUAUUUGAAAUUAUUCUGAAACAAAUUCAAGCGUACGGUAAUAUGAUUAAUUCUCUUGUUGAAGCCUGUAAAUAUUUUACCGCAUUCGAAUAUGAUAUCUUGACGUAUCAGAUGCUGGAAGUCUUUUCUAGUGACAGAGAAAGACUCAAAGAUGAUGGUAUUAAUAUCAGUGAUUGGCUUAAACAUUUAUCUGAAUUUUGUGGAAAUAUGUGCAGAAAAUAUGAAAAAAUGAACCUUUCAAGCAUUCUUUUGUUCAUCAUUUGUAGACUUAAAGACCGCAAUUCUGUAGAUUUAUGCGUUCUUUCUCAACUUAUUACUGCAAUGUCAGGAAUUAAAUAUGAAAUCGUCCCUUCAAAAUAUGACGUGGCUCUCAUGGGUACUGGCGAGCAUUUGCGAAACAUCAAAUUGUUUAAUCGAAACCAGAAGAAUGUUCGUCGUAAUUCUUCAAGGCUGAGUCAAACGCUCGUUGAAGAGGGAUUUGCUGUAAAGAUUGCUGUUUUAAUUGCUCAGUUGGCGCAAAGCAUUCCAUAUGAGGCACUUGGUGAAAGUUCUAAACAUCUUAAAUCUGUUGUCCAUCGUAUGGAUCUUUGCUGUAACACUUACAUCCAAUAUGUUGAUUUUUUGGCAAUAACUAUUGGCAUGGAUGAAUAUACUAAAAUUAUACCAGAUAUUGAAAAUUUGGUUAAAACGUAUCAUUUACAAAUGGAAUAUGCGUUUAUGUUGUUACGGCCAGUAUUGAAUUAUAAGCUGAAACAAUAUACUGACGAAUCAUCAUCAAUGGAUGUUGAUAAUGAAAAAGUAAUAUGGCAACCUCCGUUAUCCAAUAUAAUUGAACAAGUUAAAACCACUCUACCUUCAUAUGUAUGGAACGGAAUUAGUCCACAAUUCUUUAUUACUUUCUGGCAAAUGUCUUUGUACGAUUUAGAGUUUCCGCAAGAAGAAUAUCGAAAGGCUAAAAAUGAAUUAUUAGACUCUGCUAAUGGUGACAAAGUUCGAGAUAAAUCCAAGAUUUUCGAUGCAGCCAGACAAAUAGACAAAGACAUGCGGAAGCAUGAACAACACAUUAAAAAUGUUAAAACCCGAUUAAGAAUCGAGAAAGACCAUUGGUUCUCCGGACAAUUUACUAAUCGUCAAGACAUUAUUACGCAAUUUUGGCAAUAUUGCCUUUUUCCACGGUUAAUCACUAGCGCUGAUAAUGCUGUAUUUUGUGCAAAAUUUAUUGAAACAAUGCAUGAAAUAGGCACUGUUAAUUUUUCAACGCUUACACUAUAUGAUCGGAUUUUUGCGGACCAAGUACAACCUUUGAUAUUUACAUGUUCUGAAUCUGAGGCUCGAAACUAUGGCACUUUUCUUCAAACUAUUUUAGCGUCUCUUAGUAAACUACAUAAAAACCCACAGGAAUAUGAAAAUCGAGGUAAAGGUUCUGGAAUUCCUGGAUUUCAAAUGAAAUGGUCUGCACAUAAUCGCCAACCAGCCAGUAUUUCCGAAAAUGAUUUACUACGAUAUGAAGAGUUUAGGCUUGUAUAUUAUAAAUGGCAUUCAAGGCUUCUUAGGGCUUUUGAGCAAAACCUUCAAUCUAUGGAAUAUUUUUCAGUACGUAAUUCGAUUAUAGCUCUUAAUACAGUAAUAUUGUAUUUCCCAGCUAUCGAUACAUUUGGUAAGAAACUUCAGGAAGAUAUUGAUAAAAUUGUAAAGAACGGAGACCGGAGCGACAUUCGAACUUUGGCCCUAAGCUACUCAGCGAUAUUAAAAGGGAAACAACAAUCUUGGGUUUCUGUCCGAUCUUUCCAGAAAGCAAAGAAUUCCCCUGCCAUGGACUCAGCGCAACAUGACGAAAGGUCAGAAAAAGGAUCAAAGCAUGAUGAAAACCUUGAAAAAGGGCCACAAAAGCGCGAUGAAAGGUCAGAUAAAGGGUCUGCUUCUCCUGCACAAAGGGCUACUCAAUCUCCAGUAGUUGCACGUUCGGGUCCUUUAUCAAACGUACGAGGUGCACAUCCAUCCUCCCCUUCGUAUUUAACUACUCGAGCCAGUCCACGGAUGCAAAUACAUCCAUUGCCCGAUAAACCUAUUAAACAGGAACGUGGACAAAUUCGUGAUAAAGAGCAUGAGAGAGAGAAGGAACAUGAGAGAGAUCGUGUCAAAGAUAGAAAAGAUAUGCAGAUUGAGCGUGAUAAAGAGAUCAAGAAAGGUGAUCAUCAUGAUAGAGACAAGGAGAUUUCCAAAAAAUUGGAUCAUUAUGAUCGUGAUAAAGAGCGAGAAGAAAGGGAUCGCAAACAAGAAAUUUCACGUAGUGGUGAUGAUAAAAAAGAUCCAUUGAUCCGCAAUAAAGAAAGAUUAAUGAAUGAUGACCCAAAUAAAAGAACCGAUCAUCGUCUUCGUGAUCGUGACGAUAAAAUUAAGGAAAAAGAUCGUGACAAGCGUGAUGACAGACGAGAAGAACGUCGUGAUAAAGCGAAAGAAAAAGAGCGAGACAAAUCCAGGGAACGUGAACGGCUGGAUGAAGAUAGGGAUAGGCGUGAAAGUGAUCGUGGCAAAAGAAAACACGCAGAAGAGCCUACAAUCAGGCGUUCACGUGACAAUAUGAUGGCCCAGAGAUUCGUAAAUCGCGACGGCGAACUUGAACAAAUUCCUUCAAACAAGAGGAGGAGCAUCGAAGGUAUCUCUCCAGUUCUUCGUCCACCCGUUAAACUUAAUCGUGCUAUGGAACAUAACGACUUUAUUGCUCCAAUGCCAGGCAAAUCAAUUG